Molecule: messenger RNA, 10921 nt
Organism: Epinephelus moara (kelp grouper)
Lineage: Eukaryota; Metazoa; Chordata; Actinopteri; Perciformes; Serranidae
Gene: sacm1la
Product: SAC1 like phosphatidylinositide phosphatase a
Exons: 20
Coding region: 16-1755 (579 amino acids)
Biological process (GO): phosphatidylinositol dephosphorylation
Cellular component (GO): endoplasmic reticulum
Molecular function (GO): phosphatidylinositol-4-phosphate phosphatase activity
Source: RefSeq, a predicted model, not a curated record
ACAACUAAACUCGUUAUGUUACUGCACACAACCCCAGAGAAGUUCUUCAUUGAGGCCUGCGAUGAGGGGGCUGAUGCUGUGCUGGCAAUCGACAGGGUCUCAAAUGAGAUGACUCUCACAGGUAAAAAAGAUGUCCCUCCCUCAGCAGUCACCAGGCCUAUAUGCGGCAUCAUGGGAACUAUUCGCCUGGUAGCAGGGAUGUACCUGAUUGUCAUCACCAGGAAGAGGAAUGUGGGCAGCCUCCUGGGCCAUGCUGUGUGGAAGGCUGUGGAUUUUGAUGUGAUCUCUUAUAAGAAGACAGUGUUGCAUCUCUCAGAGAUCCAGUCUCAAGAGAACAAGACUUUCCUGUCCAUGAUUAACAAUGUGCUGACCACAGAUGGCUUCUACUUCUGCACUGACUAUGACCUGACACACAGUCUGCAGCGGCUGGCCAACACCAGCCCAGACUUCCAAGAGAUGAGUCUGCUGGAGAGGGCAGAUCAGAGGUUUGUGUGGAAUGGGAACCUGUUGAGAGAACUGUCUGCGCAGCCAGAGCUUCAUAAGUUUGCACUUCCUGUUGUCCAUGGAUUCAUCGUCAUGAAGCCAUGUCGUAUAAAUGGGAAGAUCUUUGAGUGGAUCCUCAUUUCCCGUAGAAGCUGCUUCCGGGCUGGCGUCAGAUACUACGUCAGAGGCAUCGAUUCUGAAGGCCAUGCGGCUAACUUUGUGGAGACUGAGCAGAUAGUUUUGUAUGAGGGAGCAAAGGCUUCAUUUGUACAGACACGAGGCUCCAUGCCCUUUUACUGGAGUCAGAGGCCCAACCUCAAAUACAAACCCAAACCUAUAAUCAGCAAAACCACCAAUCACAUGGAUGGUUUCCAGAGACAUUUUGACUCUCAGCUGCUUAUCUAUGGGAAGCAAACAAUUCUGAACCUGGUGAAUCAGAAGGGCUCAGAGAAACCACUGGAACAGGCCUUUGCCAAGAUGGUGUCUGGCAUGAACAAUGGUAUGCUCAAUUACAUAGCCUUCGACUUCCACAAAGAGUGCAGCCACAUGAGAUGGGAUCGUCUCCAGAUCUUAGUGGAUGCUGUCACUGAGACACAAGAUGAAUACAGUCACUUCAUGGUGAACUCAGAGGGGAAGACAGUAGCCCAGCAGAGAGGAGUCUUCCGCAGUAAUUGCAUGGACUGCCUGGACAGGACUAAUGUCAUCCAGAGCCUGCUGGCCCGACGCUCCCUGCAGUCUCAGCUUCAGAGGAUGGGAGUUCUGAAUGUGGGUCAACGGAUUGAAGAGCAGGCUGAGUUUGAAAAGAUCUACAAGAACGCAUGGGCUGACAAUGCCAAUGCAUGUGCUAUACAGUACGCAGGAACUGGAGCCUUGAAAACAGACUUCACAAGGACAGGGAAAAGGACCAGGUGGGGGCUUCUGAUGGAUGGCUGGAACUCAAUGAUCCGUUACUACAAAAAUAACUUCUCUGAUGGAUUCAGACAGGAUUCUAUUGACCUGUUUCUGGGUAACUUUGCUGUCGAUGAGUCUGACGGACCCACUCCUCUUCGUGUGCAGAAGGACUGGAAGUUCCUCACGCUGCCCAUCAUUAUGCUGGUGGCAUUUUCCAUGUGCAUCGUCUGUCUUCUCAUGGCUGGUGACACUUGGACAGAGACCCUGGCUUAUGUGAUGUUCUGGGGGGCUGCUAGUGCGAUUACAGCCACUAUCAUCCUGUUUAACGGCCAAGACUUUGUGGACGCCCCCAAACUGGUUCACAAGGAGAAGCUGGACUGAGCAUGCAUGCAUGCAUGUUUUUGUGUGUGUGUGUGUGUGUGUGUGUGUGUGUGUGUGUGUGUGUGUGUGCGCGUGCGUGCGUGCGUGCGUGCGUGCGUGCGUGCGUGCGUGCGUGUGUGCGUAUGUGAGGAGUAUCUGGGCCCAGCAGGUUCAUAUACCUCAUAAUCUUUAAAGUCUUCUUCCCCAGGUCUGGACUCCAGACUGAUCUGCUGCCUUCAUACUGCCCUCCAGACUUCCUCAUUCAAAACAGUUUUUCUGUUAUUUGUCUACAUUAUUAACCUUCUUCAGUUGUACUGCACACACUCCAUCACAUGGUUUGCAUUGAAUUUCCUAGAUUCCAUAUACUGUAUCUUUAGGUUGGUUAUGCUGGUUUGUUUGUUAUGUAGGCCGUAGGUUGUCAGUUAUACAGAGGAUCUGUGAUGGCACUUUAGGUAACUGUGUCUGUGUUAAUUAUUUUCCACCAAAAAGACUCCUAACACUAGUGCUCAUUUUCUUAUUUGUGAAUCAUUCUGAAAAAUUUAAAUCUGUCACAAUGUUAUAACAAGAAUUUUUCUAUUGUGCUUCAUUACAAGCCUUUUAGUUAGCAGCCCUGUUCACCCACAUAGGUGUUUUUGAUUAUUCUGGCUGAUCAGACCUCCAGUCAGGUUGUCAAGUUUGGUGGAGCUAUGCUGGAAAUUACAUAAUAUCAACAAGCUCUGUGUACAAAUAAAUGAUAAAAGUAUUAAGAUGUCCUGUCUAAAUCGGUAUAACAAAAACAACCAAAGAGUGAAGGAGAUGUCAAGUGUAGUUUGUACAAGUACACAGUCUUUGGAACAACCUGUAAACACCGUGUAAAGUUGAUAUGACUAACAUGUUUGCAUACAGUGACCAACUUUAAUUAUUUGAAGUUGGGCAGUAGUGUACAGGGAAUUUUCAGAGCUUUUUACUUCAAACAGCUGCCUGCUGCUAGAAAUGAAGUUGAGCAGAGUUUUGGACCGUAAAACCAAAACAGUGAGCUGAAGAAGUUAGAAAGCUCUGUAGUGCUUUGGAGUUAGUGAUAAUUCUCUGUGUUCAUCAUCACAAAUGACCGCUUUCACGCUACACACAGUCAUUUGAUCCAUCAUUAAUAUAAAAAUCUUGAUUAGUGCAGCUUUAAAGAAACUCAAUGUGAUUAUUUAUUAAGGUCAAUUAACCCUGAACAGUUACUGUCAAUGAUGUGGCACUCAAGAUGCAAUUUAUUACAUAGUAAUGAUGUAUCGAACUGAUGAAUAGUGCACUCUAUACAGUGUGUGCACUUUGAGUUUUGAAUGUAACAAGCCUUACGAACUUGCAUAUGAAAUAUAAAUAUCUGGCUAAUCUGUAUGUAACUGGAGUGAACAAUACAUCUUUCUAUUAAGCUAACUUUGGGAGAGUAUCUAUGAUGCCUUUGCCCCAUGAAAAAAAACCAAAAUGUGUUCCCUGCAUACAUCUGUUCAGUACUGAUGCACUCAGUGUCUGUGGUUGUUUUCUUAGCUGGUUCCAGACCUCUGCAUCUCAGCCCACAUCUUUAAACAAUUUCCCCCCGGGGAUUAAUAAAGUAUUCUGAAUUGAUUUGCUCAGAGAUUCAAGUAGGUCUGGUGUUGUGCGAUUUAUGGAUUUUGGUAAAACUUGUGGGAGAAACAGUUCAACAUGUCGUCUUUCUACAAAACUAGUUAGCUACUAAGCUACAUCCAUGAAAAAUGGCAGCAGAAUAAUAGCCUGAACAAUUUUGAAAAGUGUGGAUGAGGUAGACACCGCUGCACAGGUUGUUGUAAGUCAUCUUACAGACAUCAGCAUUUUUCUUUGAUCAUCAUGAGAAAUUGUUGACUGAGAAUGACAUAAAAAUAAAAUUGCUGCAUGACAUUUCGAGAUCACCAUGUCUAUCCAUGGUUGAUGAUUAAAUAGUGUCUUAUUAGCUCAACUACGAUUAAUAUUUUACUUAUUGAGUUUUUUUUAUAAUACCAUUUCUCCUAAGAUAAUAAAUGCAUUUGUAGUGUGAUCAUUUAGCCAUCACAUUCAUCAUUACACGGAACACAGUGGCUGUGGUAGCGGCUGCUAGGAGCAGUUGUUUUUACAACAAUCAUAUGUCAAUUUAAGAGAUGUAAUUUCUUUAAGUCUACUGACAGCAACAGCGGUGCACACUGAUCAGCCACAACAAUAAAACCAUUGUCAGGUAAAGUGAAUAUCAUUGUUGAUCUUGUCACAAUGCAGUGUUCUGCUGGGAAACCUUGGGCUUGGUAUUCAUGUGAAUUCCACUUGGCAUGCUCCACCCACCCAAACACUGUUACAGACCAGGUACCCUCACCCCCCAUGACAAUAGUAUUCCCCAAUAGCAGUGCCCCCCCAGCAGGACAGUGUACCAUGCUACACCGUAAAAACUGCUCAGGAAUGGCCCAAGGAACGUGACACAGAGCACAAGGUGUCGACCUGGCCUAAUCUUCCAGAUCCUGAUCUGAUAGAGCAUCUGUGGGAUGUACUGGUACCCCUAAUACGACACAUCACUGUGGUGUCUGGCACCAGGGCGUUGGUGGCAAGUCCUUGAGUCCUGUGGGUUGUAAGGUGGGGUACGCACAUUUCCGACAGAUGCUCAAUCAGAUUGGGAUCUCAGGAAUUUGGAGGCCAGGUAGACGCCUCAAGGUCUUUGUCCUGUUCAUCAAGACAUUCCUGAACAGUUUAUGUGGUGUGGCAUGGUGCAUUUGGGGUGGGGAAAGGGGCGUGAUUUUAUUUGCCACUGCUUUAGCUAGCUAGAUGGGACGGUAACAACCCCAUUCUUAAUUUGGCUUACAAAGCUGUGGUUAGUUGGUUAGCUUUCUAUCCAGGGGAAAAACUCAAUACAGUUUAAUAGAGCUACAUUUAUAGCUUGACUAGGCCAUUUAAUUGGACGUCUGUCCUUGUACCAGUAUACAAGCACAGGUGGGAAAUCAAUUAAUUACCAAAGUAUGUCCGACUCCUCUAUGGUAAGUGGUGAUAUGUCCCAUUUCAGCUUGUUAGUAUUGGACCUUUUUCUGGUUGACCUAUUACAUCACAGACCAAACAAUCGACAAACAAGUUAGCUAUGGUUAUUUAGUGGCAAACUGGUACCAUGGUGGACUGCUUUGGACAACUCUGUACAUUAUGUCCAUCCAAAAAUGCACAGCUCUGGAUGUAGAUUUCGCCAUGCUGUUACUGGCGUCUUCCUCUGUUACACAUUUAAUGUAAUUCGACUUCAAGGUCAAAGCCCAGGGUGGAAACUGUGGAGCAUAUGCAGAGCACCUAGGCCAGUUUGGGUCUGACUGACUGUGCACAUGCAGGAGAAAUUCAGCUCCCAAUCACAUUAUCUGGAUGUGUUAGUCCGACUUUGAGAAAUUCAAUAUAUUACAAUUUCAGUCAGACUAACAUGUUUACUUGUAUUUUAAAAGUCCGGUUUUUGUCAGGCUAACACAAUAAAUUCACUGUGGCUAAUAUCAUGUAAACGUACUGACUGUCAGUGGGAAAAACACCAGACCUAUUUGAGUCUUUUAACAAAUCAGUUAUUGAUUAGGUUUUUAGAGACCUGUGCUGCAGUCAAAUAGUCAAAACAUGAUGUCCUUUGUCUUUUCCUAACCACUUUUUCUUGACCCCGAUGGAAACAUCAUGAGGUUAAGGAGACAUGUGACAGAGAAUUCAUAAGGACUUAGGAAAAGACAACCGUGGUCCUAAGAGAAUCCGACUGCACUUAAACUGGGCUAUGUUGUUAUGUGACAGUAGAUAUUACUAUCAUGGUUCUGCAGUGGUAUGAACAGUGAUCUGAAGAUGAAAUACUGUAAGUGCAUUUUAGAUAUUUCUGCCCGUGCCUUCUUACUGUUGUUUCAUGCAGGCUAUAUAAUCAUGGACAACCUGGUGAAAAAUAUGACUAGCAAUUAAAGUAAGAGUAUUAUAGGCUACCAGUCACAAAAGUAAAAUGGUUGCGAUUAACUGAUUAGAUUUUGGUGGUCAAAGGUCAAGGUUACUGUAAUCUUGCAUCCGUCUCAUUCUUGUGAACCCGAUAUCUCCAGAACACCUUAAGGUAAUAUCUUAAAUUUUAACACAGGUGUCCACUUGGACUGAAGAAGAAACUGAUUAGGAUUUGGUGGUUAAAGGUCAAAGGUCAAGGUCAGUGUUACCUCGCAAAUCAUGUUUUUGGCUAUCACUCAAUAAUUCUUAAAGCAACUCUUACCUUUCUUGCAUUUCACACAGCACUUAGAAAAAAUCUGAACAUCCACGCCUCCCUCCACAGUCCCAUCCCCCUCUUCCUGCAACUCCAUCUCCCUCCAAAGGCCUACUCCCCCCUCCUCCAUUACGUCCUCAUUACCUCUAUGAUAGACGUAGGCGUUGGCAAGGUAACGUUAGAUACAUGGAAGAGGAGAGCGAGUGUAACGUUACAACCAAGACAGUAAAACGUAACCCCGGAGUUUUAAAACUCAACCAGAGUCAGUGAUGACUGAUGAGUUUUAGAAUAAGGUUACAGUGCUAAUGUUCGAUAGUAGCAUUAACGUUACUAGUAAGUGGAAACGCAUUCUCGGAACCCAUCGGCUGUAUUCAGCGUCUGACUUCCGGCAGAUGGCGGAACAGCCUCUGGGGGCAGACCCCCGAUUUUUUGGCAUUCCGGUUUGAUUUGGGCGGAGGAGGCGAAUUUCCGUUUCCGACUUCCGUUUAUAUAUAAGUAAAUAUGCUGAAACAUCGCGAUGGAUUCAGAGUUUGCAGUGAGUUUGCCAAUUAUGUUCCGCCUCGUUAGUUCACCGCACGGACCGUUUAACCUGGCAACAACUGCAGCCGGCUCAAACGUGAUUGGUCAAUAUCACGCGGACUACAAACAGCCUACAACCGGAAACCAGGGCUCUUCCGCUCCUCUUCCGGAGGCAAGAUCUCCAGGAUUUGCCUACAGACUAUAUAGAGACUAUUGUAUUGUAUAUAGAAACAAUUUGUGCAACAUAUAAGAAAGAACAUAUAGUGCAAUAGUAACAUGAAAAGGGUCGACAUUUCACAGUCAGAAACUCCACAUCCUGAGAGCAGAACUGGGAGAUCCUCUUCACAUCACAGCACCAUGAACUGUUAAUGUUUAUUGCCAGACCGCCACCAUGGAGCUUACCAGAUGAUGCAGCCUCCCUGUCUGCUCUAUGUAGUGUUAGCCCCGUUAGCUCAACACCGGAGUCUGAUAUGUUACCAUUCAUCCAUGUCUCAGUGAACACAAGGAAGCAGCAGUCCCUCCCUCCUCGGUGAGUGGAUCUCCACAGUCGGAUGUAAUCCAUUUUCGUGUCCAGCGAGCGGAAGUUCGCCAGAAGGACGCUGGGAACAGCUGGCUUGAUGGGGUUAACUCUUAGCCGAGAGCUGACAUAACCGCUCGCGUAACAUCGCCGCGAGAUGCAGGGGAAGUGCGGCCGCGAGCGGUUACGUCAGUCAGAGGCCUCUCACCAUAUGAGAAUGGUAUAAUUAUGAGUUUUUAUUUCUGGUGGAAUUCACUUAGAUAUUAGUGUGCCAUCAGCAUAUUAAUAGCAUUUUAACCUAAACACAGAAAAGUGUAAAAUUUCCAGAAAGGUAAGUGUUGCUUUAAGCCAAAUAUGGCAAAACUUCACACAAAAGUCUAAUAGGAUAAAAUAAUGAAGUAAUGACAUUUUAUAUUCAAAAGGUCGAAGGUCAACUUCACUGUGACAUCUUAAUAUAGAGUAUGCCAGUAAACCCGGAACUCCGUUAGCGCUUUUGGCACUUAUGGUUCUCUCGUCUAAAAGUCAAUACUUUUUUUGAAUGCGAUUUUGGUAAAAUGCCUCAAAUAGGUCUGUGGUUAACAAAAGCUUAAGCGAGAUUCAGGUUUUGUUCUACGACAUAAAACGUAAGUAAAUACCCUACUUGUGGAUUUUGAAGCUUUUACGUGUCGUAAAAAAGGCGGUUGCUAACAAGUUGCUCAAUACGACUACAAACCCUGUCGGGGACAUUAAACGUCAUCACCCCCAAACAGACGAGAGUGCUGGCAGUCCACCAUUACAGCUUCUUAUUUAGCUUAAACAGUCCGAUUUCCCCAUUAUACAAUGUUUUUAAAAUAAAGCGGCCAAAAUCAGUUGAAAGCUUAGUGGCGGUGACGUCAAGAGUCAUGCAACCGUGGAGUAGUCAUGAAGUCCGUUAAAGCCUUUAGCUUUUUACUUCUGGCGAUCGCAUUUAAGCUUAAAAUGCGGUAUGAAAGGUGUUCAUAUGUGAAGAUUAUCUCGCUGAACAAAACCUGUAAGUAUCAUAAACUUGUGUUAGCCACGGAGCUUAUUUUCUGACAUAAUCCAAAACGCAAUGCAAAAAUCACAUUCACUUUCUCUUCCGGGAACCAGCGCGAUGCUAAACUUCCGGGUUUUGACGUCAGCCCUGGCACACUCUAUUGCGCAAGAACAAUUUUCUGGCCAUUACUCAUUGUCAUAUCUCAGAAGCAGAGGGAGAGACAUUUGGUCAGAUACUGAAUUGGUGACACUAAUGUUGGGUGUCCACCUUGAAGCUGUACUGAAUGUAUAGAUCUUCUGUGCUGCCGAGAGGAAAAUGUGUGUGAAGAAACAGAAGACUUGAGAAACUUGAUUGGUACACGGAGGCAUACAACCAUUGGGCGGUAAUUCUAGUUAAUUCUAACUUCUAGCAGCUGUAAUUCUAGUAAACCUUUGGCUAUUUUUUUAUUUAUUUUAAUUUUUACAUAACAUUAAUAGUAUCAAUGCACAUUCAGCAUCCUGUGCACAACCAGGGACGUAACUACCACUUAGGGCACUCAGGUGAAGUCUUCUGUAUUCUAGUUUAGUUUAUUUUAAUUCUAAGCGUAGAAAUGGAAGUCAUAUUUUUCACCUGCUUGUUCAUGUUUAUAUAGCCUGCAUAAAACAACAUGGUAAGAACACAUGGGGUGAGUACCCUAAGAUGUGCUUUUAUCAGUCCAUCUUCAGAAAACUGUGUCAGUUCAGUGUAGCCUAGUGUAUGUGCAGUCAGAUUCUCUUCGUACUGUGGUUGUCUUUUCCUGAGCAACCUCAUGACAUUUUCGGUUAAGGUCAAUUGUUUAAGUAAAAAACAAAAAGUAAUUUUUGGAGUAUUGGACCUCAGCCCAGCUCUUAACCUUGCUUCCACUUGGAUACUUUUGGGUCAUUUCAUAGUGGGAACAGCACAGGUGAAUUUAAUAAUGAUGGCUGCAUUCCAUUUUGGGGAGGCUCUGGUAUUGUGCAGGCUGGCUCACUGGAAUAGCUUAAUGGGAGAACAGACUGAGGUGAAAGGAAGAGGGCUUACACAUAAUGUUACUAUUAUAUUAUUAUAUUCCAAUUUCUUAUUAUAGUAGUAUUAUAAGAUCUAGAAGCACCACUGUAUCUUCAGAUUACUAGAUAAUUAGGUUGUGGUUGAGUCCAAACAGUUUAUCUCAAGAUUAUUAUUAAUAGUAACUAAAUUGAGAUCUCAGGCAUAAAAACAAAACAAAACAAAACACCAAUCAGUAAUCAUGGCAGUGCUCAGCUUCUAUAGUGCACUUGUUCAUGAAUGUUUCAGUCUGGUUCAUUUUCCUGUUUCCCUUACAAAGGGUUGGGGUUUGUCCAAAUGCAGCCUUAUAAAGCUGCCCCCUCAUGGAGAGCGCAGACAUUUAAACCUUUAUAUAAUAGUAAGAUAAGACUUUGGUUUUGAAACCUUUCUCUGAUGUUGUUUUAAGAUGUACUUGUUCGUCACUGUGCCUUCUAUUCUGUGUAUGAUUUAACAUGCAAUAUGUGGUUUUAGUUUUCAUUCCUGUGUUUAAGAUCAUUCCUGCAAACAUUAUCUCAUGUAUCAGAUCAUACCAACAAGUAGUGCAAGCCUUUGGGUAAGUAAUUGAUUUUCACACUAUUGCUACAUUAGUCAAAUGUCUAACUGUGCUCUCAUCAUGCUAGCUUUUCAAAGAGGUUGUCAUAUCUCUAUCUGAACUAUAUAACAUAUGACAGUAUAGACCAAGGUCCACUUCCUUAUGGAGUCCCCAUAUCCAAGAAAAGAUCUUUUUUAAUCGUGUGCACAUUAGAUAAUUACUUGUGCAAAUGAGGUUAUCUUGUGCAAACAAGAUGAUAUCUUUUUUUUUGCAAACUGGAUAAUAACUUGUGGGAACAAGAUAACGUGCAUUAUGUUUGUAAAUGAGAUAAAGCAUGCACAAAAUGUAUUGAUCUCUUAUUUACACAAGAUAACUUGUGAAUAUAAACUAAAAAAACACAAUUUGGGUACUUAAUAGUAUUUCAGCUACAUCUUAUGGCCUCUAUCAACAAACUGAGCUUAAUGCUCAGUUGUUGUGGAGUUGUAAGUUACAGCAGUAAGUGGACCUUAAGCAAAGUUGUGUUUUGUUUUUGUUUUAACAUUUCACAACUCACAAGAAUGAACACUGACUGUCAUAUGUAAUAUGUAUGUAAUAUGUGCGUGUAGGUGAAAUCUGUCUCAUGGACAUAUCCCUGUAAUGCCUAUGCAUUUUAAACUGAGAUUUGCAUGUACAGAUCUAAUGCAGUAUUAUUUGUGGGAUAAAGUGAUGGUUCCAUUUGGAACAGGAAGUAGCAGUCACUCAGCAGCACCUUAUUUGAAGUCUGUUUGGACAUUGUACUGUAAUAUCAUUAUAUAAAGAAAACAGUAAGAGUUUGUGUCCACCAUGUACUGCUACUGGCUGAAACCUGACCUGAAGGCUCCACAGUUAUACUUUGAUUUGUUUUUGGAUGUAAUCGUUAUAUCUCUACUGUGGCUUUUGUAUGUUUUGCUUAUAAACAUAAUGGAGCCAGGAAGGAAAUCAUAUAAAGUAUUCAACCUUAUAAAAUGAAACACUUUCAACAUCUGUUUGCAAGUUGCAAAUCAGUGCAAAACACAAACAGAUAUUUUGCUUUCCAAGUUUACAGUUUGUGUCACAAGUUUGCAAAUGAUGUUACAACCCUGUGCAGUACAGCUGAUGUUGUUUUUAUGUGUGAAGAUUGUACAUUAGUGUCAUAUAUUAGGAGCAUUUGGGAUUGUAUAGCUGUAAAUGUAUUAUUUUGAAUCAAAUCUAUAAACAACAUUCUACAAGUCUUAUCUUAGGUAUUGGAAGCCAGAAUCAGUAAUAUAGUUUAUGGUGGAACAUGUAAAUGACCCAGUGUUUCUCCUCAGCAGUCUUCAGUGCUCUCCUUCCAGAACCAGACUUCAUCCUGUGGUUUCUGUAAAUGUCAAUAAACUCCAGUGAAUACACACAGAUUACCAUCAU